This is a messenger RNA of Malus domestica (apple), 1293 nucleotides long. Its product is annotated as epoxide hydrolase 1-like. The record is from RefSeq and is a predicted model, not a curated record. Gene Ontology annotation, molecular function: hydrolase activity. Lineage: Eukaryota; Viridiplantae; Streptophyta; Magnoliopsida; Rosales; Rosaceae.
CCAAGCACAAAGGAUAAAUUCCUAUUCAUUUUCCUCCAUAUAUAUACCCACAGAACCAGACCAAGCACAAAGGAGAAGAUAAACAGAGACCAAGAAACACUAUCGACAAAAAAAAACAAGAAACGCGCACAGUGUCAACAAUGGAGAACAUCGAGCAUACGACGGUGCCCACAAACGGCAUAAACAUGCACGUCGCUUCAAUCGGAACGGGCCCACCGGUGCUCUUCCUUCACGGAUUCCCGGAGCUCUGGUACUCCUGGCGCCACCAGCUCCUCUCUCUCUCUUCUUUGGGAUACCGCUGCAUAGCCCCCGACCUCCGAGGCUUCGGUGACACCGACGCGCCGCCGUCUCCGACGUCCUACACGGCCAUGCACAUAGUCGGCGACCUCAUCGGGCUGCUUGACCAUCUGGGUAUUGACCAAGUCUUCCUGGUCGCCCACGACUGGGGUGCCGUCAUGGCCUGGUGGUUCUGCCUGUUCCGGCCCGACCGUGUCAAAGCCUUGGUCAACAUGAGCGUGGCGUUCAGUCCCAGGAACCCUAAGAGAAAGCCUAUCGAUACUUUCAGGGCACUGUUUGGCGACGAUUACUACAUUUGCAGGUUUCAGGAACCGGGAGAGAUCGAACAAGAUUUUGAUAGCAUUGAUACUGCAGCGGUCAUGAAAUGUUUUCUCACCGGCCGCAGUCCAAAACCUCCAUGCAUACCUAAGGACCAAGGAUUAAAAUCUUGGGCAGCUCCAGUGACCUUGCCCGCUUGGCUGACAGAAGAGGACGUUAACUAUUUUGCAAGCAAGUUCAGCAAGACAGGAUUUACCGGAGGAUUGAACUACUAUCGAGCUUUGAACUUAACCUGGGAGCUUACUGGACCGUGGACGGGGCUACAGAUCAAGGUACCGGUUAAGUUUAUCGUGGGGGACCUGGACAUCACCUAUCAUAUUCCAGGUAUCCAGAACUACAUACAUAAGGGUGGGUUCAAGAGAGAUGUGCCGUUUCUGCAAGAGGUGGUUGUGAUGGAAGAUGCAGCUCACUUCAUUAACCAGGAAAAGCCAGACGAAGUCAGUCAGCAUGUCUACGACUUCAUCAAGAAGUUCUGAUUUCUAUUAGCUAGACGAGCACGCCAGCUUCCUUUAGUUUGUUUCUCUUUGCAGUUGAAGGGUUUCUUCUACGCCCUUACAGGUUAGGGUGAUGAUGUCUGAAAUUAGUUGUGUUUGAGGUUUUCGUCCUUCGGUUUGCCGGUUCUGUAACUGUCACCCCAAUCAUUUAAUAAUAUGCAGAGCUGCUUGUGUCUUUCAAUUA